CUCUGUGGGGUGGGGGCCCCGGGGGUGGGUGUGCAGCUGUGGGAAGGCGCUGCAGGGGUUAGAGCUCCCGGUGGUGCCGGCGCGGCGCCGGGCGGGAGCCGCGGGAUGCAGCCGGGCCGGGCCACCCACGUGGAGGCGCCGCGGGACCGCCCCUGGCCGCCUCUUGGCCACACCCCCUGCAGGCACCACCCGCGCGAGGCUCCGCCUCUAGGCUGCAAGUGGACCUUACCCUCGUGUGGCCACGCCCCCGCCUUUGGCUCCGCCCCGCGGUCCGUGCGCGCGCCAGGACCCGGAGCCCCCGGGACGGGGACGGGCGCGCGGCGCCACUGUUGGGUGCGCAGGGCCGGGCGGGCACAGCCCCGCGGGACAGACGCCCCUGGGCGGCGGGUGUCCGCGCCGCUGCCGCCCCGGCUCCGGGCUGUGUCCCGCCAGGCCCUGCCGGACGCUCUGAGCCGCCUGCCGCAGUGCCCUCCCUCCUGCCGUCCCGUGGCGGACGCCCUGACCGUCACAGCGGCGCCCGCCCAGCGCAGCCCGUGUCCGUCACCGUGGCCUUGCCCCCUCCACCCCACCCCUGUGCGUCUGUCUUUCCAGCCCAGCUCGUGGCCGCCCCGGCAGCGGCUGUUGACCGCGCGUUCCUCCUCAGCCGGGCCCGCCGCAGCCCGACAUUAACUGGGCCUGGGCUCUGGCUGCUGCUGACUUUGGGGGCUUCACAUGAGGAGGUGGGAGGGGUGACCGGCACUGCCCGGGGACGGGGCUGUGGAUUAACACCGGCCCUUGCUUGGGCUGGGCUAAGAACAUCGAGGUCUGCUCAGGUCUCAGCUCUCCAGAGGCAGCUCCAGGACCAUCCUGCACCGCUGGCACCAUGGCAUCGGGGUGGUUCUGCUGCGUCCUCCUGCUGCUCCUGCCUGCCCCAGCCCACGCUGGGGGGCCUGGCCCCGUCCUCAUCAACCGCCCAUUUGUCACCAUCUGGAACAUCCCCACUGAGAACUGCGCUGAGAAGUACAACGUCACCCUCAACCUAGAGGUCUUUGACGUGUUGGCCAACGACCAGCAGUUCUUCAUUGGGCAGGACAUCACCCUCUUCUACAGCAAGGAGCUGGGGCUUCUCCCCUACUACACAUCUGAGGGGAUGCCAGUGAACGGAGGGCUCCCCCAAAAUGCCAGCUUGGAGGCCCACCUCCACCAGGCCACCUGGGACAUCAAGGUCACGCUGCCCAGCCCUGCCUACAGUGGACUUGCUGUCAUCGACUGGGAGAAGUGGCGCCCGCUGUGGAUCCGCAACUGGGAUUCUAUGGACAUCUAUCGGCAGAAGUCAGAGGAGCUGGUGUGGCAGCAGCACCCGCAGUGGUCCCCUGAGCUGGUGAACAAGACAGCCAAGCAGCAGUUUGAGCAUAGUGCCCGUGCCUUCAUGGAGCACACCCUGCAGCUGGGCAAGACCCUUCGUCCUGAUGGCUACUGGGGUUUCUACGGCUUCCCUGACUGCUACAACUACAACUUUGACAGCCUGCCCUACACCGGGACGUGCCCAAUGGUGGAGCAGCAAAGGAACGCAGAGCUGCAGUGGCUCUGGGAGAGCAGCCGAGCACUCUACCCCAGCAUCUACCUGCCCGCCCGCCUCAACGGCACCAACAAGGUGCUCGCCUACGUCCGGCACCGCGUGGCCGAGGCUUUUGCUGUCUUCAAUGGCAGCAUCCCUGUCCUGCCCUACUCCCAGAUCGCCUUCAACUGCACCGUCAACUUCCUCUCCCAGGAGGACCUGAUGAACACCAUUGGGGAGAGUGCAGCUCAGGGCACCGCUGGCAUUGUUCUCUGGGGCAGCCACAUCUACAGCAGCUCCAAGGAGAUGUGCCUGAGGCUGAAGGACUACGUGGAGGGACCCCUGGGCCACUACAUUGUCAACGUGACGGCCAGUGCCGAGCUGUGCAGCCAGAGCCUGUGUUCUGGCCAGGGCCGCUGCGUGCGCCGGGAAAACAAGCUGGGCUUCCUCCACCUCGACCCCUUCCGCUUUGCCAUCGACCUGCAAGCCGGCAAGCCUUGGCUGGUGGCACAGAGCCUGGAGGCCGUCGAUGACACCAUCCGGCUGGCCGAGGAGUUCAGCUGCCAGUGCUAUAACAAGUGGCAGGGACCUCGCUGCGACACCCAGGGCUUCACCGAGUGAUCCCCUGCCCCGUCCCACUCAGGGGUGAGGGCAGAGUUAACUUUUGAAUGCUCUCUGCGGUAACCAUGAGUAACAACAAUUACUAGACCAGUUCAAUUCGAUCACGAAUUUACUAAAAACGCAGUAGAAUUACAGCAAAGAGUGGCUUGGCAAAAGUUUGUAACUAUAUCAUAAAACUUAACAAGACUUCAACAACAAAACUCACAACAAUAUUACCUUUAUGUGUCCAGAAUAAAAUUAGAGAGAGAAAAAGAGAGAUAAAGGUAACAGAAGUGAGAUUUCACCACUCUGAAGGUCAGUCGAUCCAGUGAUGGUCCAUGUUGUUCUCUUGGCUGUGGUUGCAAUGAAAUGUCAUUAAUGCCACACAGAGACACCUGGUGUCUUGAGGGUGUAUUUAUACUUUAUUCUAUUUGCAUGCAAGGUAGGAUAGGGCAGCUCAUCUCCUCCCUCUGCUUGUUCUUCAUGCUAAUUAAGGAGAUUGUUCCAGAAAUAGGUCGGUGGUCUUCAAAACAGGUUGGUGAUCUCAAAAGUGCCUAGAAGUGAGUUGUGUUGUCUAGGGGUAGUUGGUGAUUUGUUACUUCCCCUGGCUGGCCAGUGAUGGCUGAAUGACCCUGCCUUGGUUCCAGCCCAGUAAAUCAGGAAUGGGGACUGAGGCCAUAGUAAGCCUCAAGGAAGAAACACUGGUCAUGUUUUUAUCUCAAAAAUGUAUGCCUUCGUUUUGCAAAGACCUUGAGGAACAGACUUAAGUGCUGUCUCCACAGCACUUAAUCUAUUCCUGUCAGAAAUUGCAAAACCCAGCUGCUUAAGGCAUAACAUACAUAACAAGGCCUUUCUUUUGCAAAGAAUAGGGGGGCCUCCAGGCCAUCGCUCCUCCCCCCACCAUGCUGGGGACAUCGGGGCUGGCAGGGUGACACUACCCAGCACCCUCACCAAGGGGUUGGGAACCCAGCCACAGGGGUGCUAAUACAACCAGUAGGCACCUGCAUCUCCUGUUCUGCUGUGGCACGUUUUUGGGUGGGAGGUGUUCCUGCUCAUUGCAGGGAGGAUGGACUAGAUGACCUUUUAAAGGCUCCUUCCAACCCAAAUUAUUCUAUGAUUCUAUUUUAAAGUGACCAGGAGAAGGCAUGACAUGAAACACUGCUUCCCUGGUCCAGCUUAGAUGAAAAUGUUGGCAUCUUCAUAGAAUCAUUUUUGUUGGAAAGGACCUUUAAGAUUGAGUCCAACCAUUAACCUAACUCUUCCAAGUCCACAAGAAGAAGAUUCAAUUAAAAGUCUCAGCUUCAAAGGCUUUUUAAAAAUACUGUUGGAGAAGUCCUUACAAGACUUCUGCCUAACAUGUGAAGUUUCAGAUAGCAAAGUUGGGGGAGUUACUGGUCAGAUACCACCUUGGCUGCCAGGUACUCACAGUGUUUGGGUAGUUCAUAUAGCAGAUCUGACAAAGCACAUCCUGGCCUGAUGACCUUGUGUAUUUCUUUGCUGCACCCCAGUGGCUGUUCUUGCUCCAGACAGGGUUCACGCACCCACUUUGGAGCCCAGGGGCUUGGAAAAGUGAUGGGAGGAGCAAUCUGCAUGUCCUCUGCAAGAGAGCUGGUUGCAGACCCAGAUGUCUGUAACACCUGGCGAGGUACCGUGAUGUACCCAGAGUUAUGUCAGUGUUUUUAAAAGGAACAGUUUAAUCGGGUGCAUUUUGGUUAGAUACGUGUUCCCACUUUGUAUGGCUUCUAGAGGAGUUUUUGCAAACACUCAAAGCUCUCAAAGCAUGUGCAAGAUCUCUGAUUUCUAAGAAGCUCAGUUUGAAUGUUGGGCAAAAUGACGGAAGUGCUUGUGGAGCUGUUGCUUCUGCUUUGAUGAGUGAAAGAUAAACUCGGUCUGGGCUUGUGCUGUGCAAAGAGGACAGGACAGCUGGAAAAGGUUUAUGUCCAAAAAAUUUAUUAUUAACUCUACUAGGCUCUGUUUCUUACCUACUCUGUUAAGCUCUAUCUAUUAACAACACUACUAAUUAGAUACUGUUGACAUCCUGGAACUCUCUGCCCUCUCCAGGAUGUGCUGCGCUGGGUUCACUGUGCAGGACCGGGGCAUCUGCAGGUGCAGGUGGGGCAGUGGGGUGGCCUUGGCCCCAGCAGAGCUGAGGCUGCUGCCAGCGUGGCCCCUGCAAACGGUGGAGGAGCCUGAGCAGCAGCCUGGAGGCCACCCGGGGUUUGGGUGCCGGGCGGUGGCAGGAAGCAGAGGGCCAGCGGGGGGACCCUCUCCCUGCCGGCUGCUCCGACGGGCCACGGGAGCGCGGGAGCAGCUGCCGCUGGAGGUGGACGGGCGCUGCCGGGGCCGGGAGCUGCUUCAGCCCAUCGCUUGGCGGGUGGGGACGCCCGCGGGUCCCCCGCAGUCUGAGCACCGGGGCUGCUGGAGGGGCGUCCUUCAUCCAUCGCCGGUAUGUGCUGGGCUCUGCGUUUGAGGGCGACUCUCCUCUGGCACCUUUCCAGCAGCUGGGGAUGUUCUCGGAUGAAGCUGGGGUUGUAGUAGUAGAGGAUCUAAAAAAGCAAAGGAGAAGAGUGAGUUUCUGCCACCUCAAGACUGGAAAACCCCAAGCUACGAGAGUUAAGUCUUUUAAUUGGAAAAUACAAACAGGGAUAUUGAAAAGGACUCUGAAAGAUGUUUGAAGCCUGAAGCUCAGGAUAAAAUGUUAAGUGAUGGUUCUACUCAGUCAUCGCCUCCCCUGGGCUUUUGCUGUCUGGGAGCAGAGCAGUGUAGGAUUUUUCAAAAGUGUAAGAACUAUUAUCAAAAGCAAAAUACUGCUAUUUUUCAGCAACUUCAUUGUGGAAUGAGUAGGCAGGUAAUACUGUGGUCUUUAGAUGUAUCUUCUCAGCAUUCAGCAGGUGUCACAGGAAGUUUUCAGAUUGGGUACAGCAAGCCAUGUAGCAAAGAUAUAUUAAAAGAAAUCAGGUUAUGCUGAGUCUGUCUUUCCAUUUAAUGGUUCAAACUCAGUGGAUAUAACCGAACUGUAUUUUAUCUCUGUUUCUGCUAGCCAGAAAGACUAACUCAAACCUUGGUUGAAAAUGACCUGAAAAGGAAAUAAAAACCAGACCACUUGCUACCAUCCCCAUCUCCUGUAUCACAAGGCCUUAUGUGAUGUGCAGGUCCAUCUCUCCCCCAGGACUGUUGUGACCGUGAGCUGAUGUGCAGAGCAGCUGCGGUACCUGGCUGUGAGCGGCAGCUGCUGCUUCUUCUGCCAGGAAUUCGGGCAGGGAGGCAGAUCUCUCGAAAUCCUGUUGUAUUUUGGUGAAUCCAUAGAGGUUCAGCUGCCGAAUGAAACUCUUGAUGUUCUGCGUGGCAAAAACCCGCAGAGAUCCUCCGUUGCCCAGCACCUCCUCUUGGAAGAGCUUUUCAUUGAUGGCAAUGCAUCUUCCAUGGUCACUCCACCAAAUGGACUGAAACUGGUCGCUUUCCACCAUUUUCCAAAGCUUCUCUGGAAAGCGAAGGGAUGAUAAUUCAUCGGCUUCACCCGCCCACUUGCUGGAAACAGGGAGGACUUGUUUGGUCUCGUGUCCAUCGCUGGUGGGUUGGACAUCCUGCUCCCCCUGUCUCGCCAGCCCAGCAGUGUCACAGGCUGCUCCUUCCCCCUGUCCUGGAGGGCCAGGAGAAGUCAUCUCUGCUGACAGCCCCAGCCCAUCCAGAGCAGAACGGGAUGGUGUUUCUGCGGCAGACGGCUCCCAUUCCAUUUCUCUUGUUCCACCUGGACCGGAGUUUCUUUCACUGGCCACUGCCCUGGACAGCCAAGCCUUGUCCUGCCAGUCGGCAACUGACGGCCAACUGGUGCCGCCUGGCUGUGGGUACCAGUGGGACAUUGUGAUGUGUCACUGUGAUGCCUGUGCCAUAGAGUGGUGACAUCACAGCGUGACAUCAUGGUGGUGUUUGAGAACAGUGCCCUGGCAGCAGGGAGCAGCCAGAGCAGAACUUGCUGGAGAGCAUUUGUUGCUUUUCACUCCCAUGGCCACCGGUGGUGGGACCCCAGAGCCCAGAGGUCAUUAAAGCCAUGUUGAAGGGCUGUAGGCAAUGAGAGGACCGUGCUGUGCCUGGCUGCAUCCAGGAGUGGGUCCCCAGGGAGAGGCAGGGAUGGAUGUGGCUUUGGGCAUCCCAGUGCCCAGUUUGGGAAGUUUUCCAGCUGGGCACCUCUGGUGCCAUCAGAAAUGUCCUUAUACUCUCUGCUGUGCUGGUGGUUCUUGAGCUCUUGAUUCACAGCCCUUGGCAGAGAGUGGGGAGUGUGCUGGUUUGAAUGAAAUAGAGUUAAUUUUCUUCAUGCUGUUAGAAACUCUUCUUUUUCAUAGUUAGCAUGGUCGUCGUUUGGAUUUAGUGUGUGAAUAAUAAGAUAGCACCCUGGGAGAGAAUUAGCGUUUUCUUCAAGCAGCUUUCCAGUGGUUUUUGAAGUGGUAUGCAGAGAAUCCAAGAAUUUACUGGUAUCUUAGCUGUUGUCUGAGAGCCCAAGGUCUUUCUGGGCUUUUUAUCCGCAGGUGCAAGGCACCUGGGAAGGGGGCACAGGUUGGGCAGACCUUUGCUGACAUCCAGGCUGAUCAAUGAGAAUAUUCCAUACCAUUAGUGUCAUGCUUCAUAUGUAAUGGGAGUCGGGUUUUCCAGCUUGUUUGACUCUUUCGGUUCAGCUCUGUUCUGGAUGAGUCCCAUUUGAGAGUCUGUUAGUUCACUCGGUUCCCUUAGUUUGGCCUUUGCCAUUUUGCAGUUGGUUUAUGGGCCUUUCUGCCUUUUGCUUUCUCCCUGGGACUGGCUGUUCGGGACCAGGGUGCUCCCUUCCUGGGACUGGCUGCUCAACACGGUUGGAUUUGUGAGGAAUUGCAUUGCGUAUCACUUAUUUUAUAUAUUUAAUAUAUAUUAUUACUACAGUAUUAGUAUUAUUUUGUUAUUUUAUUAAACGCUUUCUGUCUCAAUCCAUGAGUUUCUCACUUCCCUGUCAACUCUGCCCCCUCCUUGAGGGGCAGGGGGGCAGUGAGUGGCUGUCCUGGUUUUGGUUGCAGGCUGGGGUUAAAGCACGACAGGGCGCAGCAGGGCUGGGGCUGCAGCUGCUGUGCAGUGCUGCAUUUGCGGGCUCCCUCCCCAUCCAGCCGCUGCUUCUCCUUCCCCAUGUGUCACCCUGAUCAGGUCCCCCCGAUCCCCUUUAUUUCCCUCUGGGGUGCAAAGCAAUGUGGGAAGUCUGUCUCAGGAGCUAAAAGAAAGCAAGAAAAUAUCAAUCUCUUCCUGUUUGCUGCCGGUUUCUCCUGCAGCCGGGGAAGGGCUGUGUGACUUGCAGAGCACUGAUGCUGCCGGGGAGGCACAGGCAGCUGCGGGCCCGCUCCUGGCGGGAAAAAGGAUACAUGUGGCGGGAAAAAAGGAUACAUGCGGCGGGAAAAAGGAGAGACCAUGUGCUACAGGCUGUCGUGUCACAACGAAUCACACGAGGCACAGCCAUAGUGACAUGUUUAAUGCAUAGACUCGGCGGGGAAACUCAUGAAUAUGUAACACAUACCGGGGUGUCCGUGGUGGUAUGUAUGAAAGAUUGUACCCUCUGAGUACCUCAGCCAAUGAGGAAAAAGAGGAGAGAUCUUGCAGCCGGGGAAUAGGAUAAAUGGGGGGGGGGUAUGCCCCCCCCAUGUUUGGGGACCCCAGAGGGACUCUCCCUUUGUUCAAAUAAAGUUUACUUUUUUGUGUUGUA
Columba livia (rock pigeon) is the source of this 7850-nucleotide messenger RNA. It is a transcript of the gene HYAL1, whose product is annotated as hyaluronidase 1. Gene Ontology annotation, cellular component: cytoplasmic vesicle. NCBI's taxonomy places the organism in Eukaryota, Metazoa, Chordata, Aves, Columbiformes, Columbidae. Gene Ontology annotation, molecular function: hyalurononglucosaminidase activity. The record is from RefSeq and is a predicted model, not a curated record. Gene Ontology annotation, biological process: carbohydrate metabolic process; hyaluronan catabolic process. Bases 863 to 2158 code for a protein of 431 amino acids. The transcript is spliced from 3 exons.